AUGCACCCCCUGCCCAGCUUCUCUUUUCCUUUCCUUUUUAUUUUCUUUUUCUUCUUCCUCUUCAUAUGUUUCCACUCAACCCGUGCCCAGCUUCUGACAGAUUCGAGAGCAGGGCAACGCUUGCUGCUCUUCACUCAGCCUGCAUAUAAUGUGUCCAUUUUUGAGAACUCUGCUGCAAGAACCUACACCAGAAGUGAGGCCAAAAUGGGCAUCAUUCUCGGGCCACCUUGGUCUUUUGAGAUAAAAUACUCCAUUGUGUCGGGAGACAGCGAAGGCAUCUUUCAGGCUGAAGAUUUUGUAAUGGGAGAUUUUUGUUUUCUCCGCAUAUGCACUAGGGGUAGUGGUGCUAUACUGAAUCGGGAAGUACAGGACAAUUACACUCUGACAGUUAAGGCCUCGGCCCCAGGAGGCCUAGAGGCUUUAACCACUGUUUAUAUCAGGGUCUUGGAUACAAAUGACCUUCGACCUCUCUUUUCCCCAACUUCCUAUGCAUUUGUUGUUUCUGAGAGUGCCCCUCUGGGUGCCAGCAUAGGACGUGUGACAGCCACAGAUGCUGACGUAGGCUCGAAUGGAGAGUUUUACUACUUUUUCAAGAAUAAAAUAGAUCUUUUUGCUGUUCAUCCGACGAGUGGGGUCAUCACCCUGACUGGUCGACCAAGGAUGGACAAACAGGACCGAUUUGAGCUGGAGGUACAGGUGGUUGACAGAGGGAUGAAACUCUAUGGGAACAGUGGUAUCAGCAGCACAGCAAGGCUUGUACUAACUGUGCAGCGAGUAAAUGAAUUUGCUCCCGUUCUUAGUGCAGUCGCUGUUGUUCCAUCGUGGGAAGAAAAGAACCCAGUGUAUGCAGUAAUUAAUGUGGAGGACAAAGAUGAAGGGGUAUCCGGGGAUAUAGAGUGGGUGUCCAUCAUUGAGGGGGAUCCCUUCGAGCAGUUUGUGGUUGAUCGUUCGCCUGUUGGGAACGAGUACAGAGUUAAAACGUCGGAAGCUGUCAGCUGGGAUACAUUCCCCUAUGGCUGCAACUUAACAUUUCAGGCCAAGGACAGAGGUAUGCCUCCCAAGUUUUCUAAUACCCAAAUUGUUCAGUUGUUGGUUACAAAACCAGACGCAGUGAUGGCGAGUUUCGAAAAAGAUGUUUAUGUAGUCACGCUGAGUGAAAUCGCUCCCCCAGGCUCUGUUAUAGAGGUGGUGAAAAUAUCCCCAGCUCCUCUGAGAGUCAAUUACAGCUUCAGCAACCCUUCAGAUCCAAUGUACUUUGAUAUAAACCCUUUGACUGGAGUUAUUAUGACCACCAGGCAGCUUACAAGGAUAUCACAGGAUUUCAUGGUGAUGGAGGUAGUUGAUAUGAUAAGUGAGCAGCGAACAAGUGUCCAAAUUCAAAUCGAGGAUGCUAAUGACAACUCUCCAGUGUUCAACAAGCCAUUCUACAAUAUUGCCGUCAAUGAGAGCAUACCUGUAGGUACUGUUGUCCUUGUGGUUUCUGCUGUGGAUGAUGAUAAAGGGGAGAAUGGGUAUGUAAGUCACACAAUUAGUGGUGAACAGUCUCUUCCAUUUAGCAUAGACCAGAAAACAGGGGAGGUGAGAAUUAGUAGAGAUCUGGACUUUGAAUCAUCAGAUGAUAUCUACACUUUUGCAGUGCGAGCACGAGAUGGUGACACAGGCUUUAAUGGCCGCGUUCUCUUUUCCAUUUCUGAUGGUAACAAAGAAAACUGCUUCAAUAUUAACAUGGAGAGUGGGCUGAUAACUAUACUGCGGCCACUUGACCGUGAACGAGUGGAUCGUUACUUCCUUAAUAUCACCAUCUAUGAUCAGGGCAUUCCUCAGAUGUCCAGUUGGAGAUUACUGACAGUGAUCAUUGAGGAUACAAAUGACAAUGACCCUCAGUUUUAUCAGGACAGCUACUCUGCCCUUGUUUCAGAAAACUCAGCCAUUGGCAUGGAAGUUAUAACCAUCACUGCAUUUGACAGAGACAUGGGUCAAAAUGGACAGCUCUCCUAUAUAAUGCUCACCAGUGUUCCUCAGUUUGGUAUUGACAGUGAAACUGGAAGUGUAUUUGUUGCUAGCCAGCUGGAUAGAGAAACAUUUCCAAUAUUCAUAUUGAAGAUUGAAGUCAGAGACAUGGCUGAAAGAGGCACUCGAAGGUCCUCAGUGACUACUCUAAGUAUAAUCUUGGAGGAUGUCAAUGAUUGCUCUCCAGCUUUCAUCCCUACCAGCUAUAGUGCUCGAGUACUAGAGGAUCUCCCGCCAGGGACUGUGAUUACCUGGGUGCAGGCUCAGGACCCAGACAUCGGACCUGGAGGACAAGUUCGAUAUUCCUUAAUCAAUGACUUUAAUGGCACUUUUGAGAUCGGUCCUAUAAGUGGGGUAUUGAGAAUUAGAAAAGAGUUGGACUUUGAGAAACAACAGUUUUUCAACCUGACGUUGCUUGCUGAAGACAGAGGAAUCCCCAGCCUUAGGAGCCAGACUUUUGUGGAGUUAGAGGUGGUGGAUGUCAGUGAGAAUUUGUAUGCGCCUUACUUCUCCGACUUUGCUGUGAGGGGCUCAGUGAAGGAGAACUCUCGUGCAGGAACAAGUGUCCUGACUGUCAACGCUAAAGAUGACGACAAGGGACGGGAUGGCGUGCUGAAGUACUCUAUCCAAGGAGGCAGCGGCCUGGGCACUUUCACCAUUGACGAAGACACAGGGGUGAUUUACACUUCUGGUAUCCUGGACUGUGAGACCAAAGACUCCUACUGGCUGACUGUCUGUGCCGUGGACAGGGGGGUUCCACCUCUGUCAGCUUCUGUUGAAGUCUUCAUCCAGGUAGAAGAUGUCAAUGAUAAUGCUCCCCUCACCUCAGAUCCUAUCUACCACCCGACUAUCAUGGAAAACUCUCCAAAGGAUGUGUCAGUCAUUCGUAUUCAGGCGCAAGACCCCGAUCUUACUGCUAUACCCAGUCGUCUGAGUUAUCGCAUUACUGCCGGCAACCCGCAGAAUUUCUUCUCUAUUAAUCCAAAAACAGGUCUUAUCACAACAACAGCGAGGAAACUGGACAGAGAGCAACAAGCUGAACACUUUUUAGAGAUUACAGUAAUAGAUGGCCCGGUGACCACCCGCCAAUCUACUGUGUGGGUCAUAGUUCACGUCCAGGAUGAGAACGACAACCCGCCCACCUUCCCAGAGGUCACCUACCGCAUCAGCUUGCCCGAGCGAGACAGAAACAAACGCGGGGAACCCGUGUACCGUGUCUUCGCUUACGACCGUGAUUAUGGCGCCAAUGGCAACAUCACCUACAGCAUCAUUAGCGGUAAUGAGGACGAAAAGUUCAGUAUCGACCCCAGGACUGCUAUGGUGUCGUCAAAGAAGAUGGUGACAGCAGGCAGCUAUGACAUCCUCACUAUAAAAGCGGAGGACAGUGGCGAUCCGCCAUUAUGGUCUACUGUUAAACUUCAUGUAGAGUGGAUUCGUAAACCUGCCCCCUCACCAGUGCCCCUACUGUUCACCCAGCGGUACUACAAUUUCUCCAUUUCAGAGACAGCUACUGUUGCCCAGCCAGUGGGAGUCGUGGCUAUCAGCCAGUCCAGCACACCUGUCUGGUUCACUAUCAUCGGGAGCUUUGACAUGCAGUUUGACCUCCAACUGGGGGUGGGGACUCUAGUCGUGGCCAAGCCCCUUGAUGCGGAGGUGCAGUCUGUGUACAACAUGACGGUACAGGUGACAGAUGGGACCAACUUUGCCACAGCACAGGUGUUCAUUCGAAUACAGGACAGCAACGACAACCCUCCAGUUUUUUCUCUGCCAGCUUAUGAUGUCAGCGUAUCUGAGGACAUACCAGUUGACAUGGAGCUGCUGCGGGUCAGAGCAUCAGACAUUGAUGAGCGUGCCCGUUUGAGCUUCUCCAUCUAUGGCAGCGUAGACCCGGCCAGUAUGAGGCUGUUUAGGGUCAAUCCUGGCACAGGAGUCGUCUACACCGCAGACAGGCUCGACUAUGAAGCCCGGACACAGCACAUCCUCACUAUUAUGGUCAAGGAUCAGGAGUUUCCAUUUAACCGUGACCUGGCUCGUAUCCUGGUGGCAGUGGAAGAUUCCAAUGAUAACAUUCCCUACUUCACCAGCACCGUAUACGAUGCUACGGCCUACGAGACUUUUUCUGUAGGCACGUCUGUAGUGCAGGUGACGGCCCUAGACAAAGACAAUGGGAUUAAUGGGCAGCUCACCUAUACUAUAGAAGCAGGUAACACCGGUGGUGUGUUUGGCAUUGAUAAUACCACGGGCCUUAUCUUCAUUGCCAAGGAACUGGACCUCACUUCUUUAGGCUUUUACACCCUCAGUGUGCGCGUCACAGACAGUGGAUUUCCCCCAUUAAUGGCCACCGCUUCAGUUCGCAUUUCCUUGAUCCUCUCAGACUUCUCCAAACCGAAAUUCUCUCAGAAGGAGUAUCAGGCUGAGAUUAUGGAGAACAGCAAAACUGGAACUUACGUGAUCACUGUUAGCGCCCUCAGCCGCUCAGCAAUCAUUUAUGACAUCACCAGAGGCAACGAGGAGCGCUGCUUCUUUAUUAACCACCAUACCGGUGUAAUCACUACACGCAAACCGCUGGACUUUGAGCAAACAACAUCUUACUUUCUGGUGGUGCGUGCCCUGAGCAUGGCUGGAGUGGAAGCCAGCACCUCCGUCAUCAUACAAGUAGUGGAUGUGAACGACAGCCCACCUGUAUUCCAACAAAUCAGGUAUGUCGGCGUAGUCAGCGAGGCUGCUCCAAUCAACAGUGUGGUCCUGGCAGAGGACGGUAACCCUUUGGUCAUCCAGGCAACUGAUAAGGAUCGCAACCACAAUGCCCUGUUAGUGUUCGAGAUCAUAGGCGAGACUGCUCGGAUGUUCUUCAGCGUGGACUCUGGGACUGGAUCGAUCCGAACGAUUGCCAGUCUGGACUAUGAAACCUUCUCUGAGUUCGUCUUUCGGGUUCACGUUAGAGAUAGUGGCCAGCCUCCACGGGAUGCUGACAGCCCAGCAGAGGUACUUAUAAAGGUGAUCAACAUCAAUGACUCGCCCCCAAAGUUUUCCCAGGACACUUACGAGACAAUCCUCUUGUUGCCUACCUACAUGGGUGUAGAGGUCCUUAGGGUUAAGGCUCUUGACCCCGAUGUGACCUCUGACCCCACACUUAACCCUGACAAGUCUAUCACACCACAGCUACUUUACUCUUUGGUGGACAGCAAUGUGGAGUUCUUUUCUGUUGAGCCAUACACUGGAGUUGUGACCGUCAUCAAUCAGAACCUCAAUAAAGACCGUUAUCGCUUCAAUGUGAAGGUUUGGGAUGGACGUUUUUCCAGCAUGACAUUGGUCACGGUGCUUGUCCGAGAAGCUAUAGACAGCGGAAUUCUCUUCACCUUCCCAGUCUACUCUGCCUCCAUCCCCGAGAACAUACCCAAUAUCACCUUAGUGACUGUGGUGAGCACAGUUGGUCACCGCCUCAACGAGCCACUCAAGUACACUCUGCUGAACCCCGUUGGGCGCUUCAGCAUUCGGCCCACUUGUGGAGCAGUGUUCACUACCGGUGUGCCUUUUGACAGAGAGGAGAAGGACAGUUAUGAAUUGGUGGUGGAGGUCAGCAGGGAAGAUGAAAUAUUGAGGGUGGCUAGGGUGAUCGUGCAAGUACAGGUGGAGGAUGUAAACGACAACUCUCCACAGUUUGUGAACCUUCCAUACUACGCUGUAGUGCAGGUAGAAGCACAGCCAGGAUCAAGUGUUUUCAGGGUCUCAGCUACUGACAAAGACUACAGUCGGAAUGGACAAGUGACGUACAGCCUUAAGGAGCAGCACAGAAACUUUCAAGUGCACCCUGUGACAGGAGAGCUGACCUUAAAGAGAGCCUUCGAGGCAGAUUUAUCUAACGCAGAGUACAAACUGAUCCUCGUGGCGACUGACGGUGGCUUCCCUCCUCUGUCCAGUGAGGUGGAGCUCCCUGUUAGUGUAGUAAAUAAAGCUAUGCCAGUAUUUGACAAGCCUUUUUAUGGUGUCACUGUCAAAGAGGAUGUGGAUGUCUCCACCUCUGUCUUGUGUAUCAAUGCCAGUAGUCCCGAGGGCCAGAGCGUCAUCUUCACCAUCACAGAUGGAGACCCUUCCCUCCAGUUUGACAUUGGCUUUGACACAGGAAUCAUCCGUGUGAUUUACCCGUUAGACUAUGAGACCACACAGUAUUACCGUUUAACGGUGAAGGCUACCGAUACACUGACCGGAGCUAAGUCGGAGGUCGAUGUGGACAUUGUCAUGCUGGACGUGAACGAUAACCCACCGCUGUUCCUGAACACCUCAUACUCAGCUGUGCUCUCUGAGAACUCCAUGAUUGGAACGCCCGUCUUACAGGUGUUUGCCCAAGACCAGGACACAGAAAAGAACGCCGUGGUGAGUUACCAGAUCCUAUCUGACAUCUACAACAGCACCGACUACUUCAGCAUCGACAGUAACAGCGGGCUGAUAUACACGGCACGUCUGCUCGACUAUGAGCUCAUCCAGCGCCACAACUUCAUUGUCAGGGCGACGGACAGCGGAGACCCUGCCCUUAGCAGUGAUGUUACUGUCUCCGUGACUGUAACUGACACCAAUGACAACCCACCUAAUUUCAGCCAAAUGCUGUACGAGGCCUUUGUCAGCGAGCUGGCUCCCAAAGGACACUUUGUGACUUGUGUUCAGGCAUCAGAUGCUGACAUCUGUGAUGCCAGUAGGCUGAGGUACAGUAUUCUCUCAGGAAAUGAGAAAAUGACUUUUAUGAUGGAGCCAGAUACGGGGGUGCUUCGUCUGUCUAACAAGAGGAGACAAGGCAUGAAACUCUCCUAUCAACUCAAUGUGUCUGUGUCGGAUGGAGUCUUCACCAGCACUGCUCAGGUGAUUGUACGUGUCCUGGGAGCUAACCUGUACAGCCCAGUAUUUAGCCAGAGGUUCUACUUGGCUGAGGUCCAGGAAAAUGCACCGGAAGGGUCAAAGGUCAUUCAGGUCCGCGCAACAGAUGAGGACUCGGGACUGUACGGACAGAUCACCUACUCGUUCAUCAACGACCUGGGGAAAACUCAGUUCACCAUUGAUGCAGAUGGGGUGAUUUCCACUGUUCAGAAAUUAGACCGAGAAAAUCCUUUCAACAAGGACAUGGUGCUAACUGUGAUGGCCCUGGAUGGUGGAGGCCGUGCAUCAUUUUGCACAGUACGGGUGGUUCUCGCAGAUGAGAAUGACAACGCCCCCCGGUUCAGAGCAGUGGAGUAUCGUAUGAGCAUUAAAGCAAAUGUUGCCAAAGGUUCGCUUGUCACUCAGAUCCAGGCCACUGACCCAGAUGCUGGGUCUAAUGGAAGGAUCACAUACUCACUUUACAGUGAGGCACGCCUAUCUCUGGUCGAUGUUCUGGAGGUGGAGCCAGACAGUGGCUGGAUGAUGACUAAAAGCACAGUGGACCACCUCCAGGGUACUGUGCUGUCCUUCUUUGUCAAAGCCACAGAUGGUGGUUCUCCGGCUAAGCACUCCCUGGUGUCCGCCUUCAUCCACGUAGUCCCUCCAGAUGCAUUCGUUCCCUCGUUCAGCCAGCCUCAGUACUCCUUCACCAUCCCUGAGGACACAGCGGUAGGAACCGCCCUGGGGUCUGUGUACAUGGGCGCUGGACAGACCGGGUUCUUUAGUGCAAUCGCAGGGGAGACGCUUGACAGCAACCAGGAGGGGACCUUCCUGGUGGAGAAGGAGACUGGUCUCAUCCGUCUGGUGAAACCGCUAGACUAUGAAGAGGUCAGCAUCUUCCGCUUUAAAGUUGCAGCAACAACAAGACGAGACCUGAUUGAGUCAGUCUCCACUGUAGAUCUGGAGGUUAAGAUCCUAGAUGUCAAUGACAACAAGCCGCUGUUUGAGACCAGCACCUAUGUAGCCACGGUGAUGGAGGGGAUGCCUGUGGGGACCAGAGUGGUCCAAGUGCGUGCUCUUGAUCCAGACUGGGGCUCUAAUGGGCAGGUAACCUACAGCCUUGGUCCUCUGCUCACCUACAAUCUAGACUUGACAAGGGAUGCCAGCUCCUUCUCCGGGCCUGUGUCUACCACUUCUGUCUUUGCCAUUGACAGUAAAACAGGUUGGAUCACCACAGUGAGUCAGAUGGACCACGAGGCCUGCUCCAGCUACAGCUUUGAAGUAGUAGCGUCUGAUCUGGCCGAGUUACUGCCUCUCUCCUCCACCACAGUGGUGACCAUCACUGUGUCAGACGUCAAUGACAACCCGCCACUGUUUGAGAGGGAGUUGUACCGAGGUGCCAUAAAGGAGAGCGAUCCCCUCGGUGAAGUGGUGGCCGUUCUGAAAACCAAAGAUCGAGAUGGCACGGAUCAAAACCGCCUCGUCAGCUUUUGCAUCACUGGGGGAAAUCCACGGGGAGUGUUCGGCCUGGCCCUUGUGCAGGGGGAGUGGAAGGUUUAUGUGAGUGGUCUGCUGGAUCGCGAGCAGCAGGACUGGUACCUGCUCAACAUCACUGCCAGCGAUGGCCUUUAUGUCGCUCACACCGCAGUGGAGGUUACAGUCAUGGAUGCAAAUGACAACAGACCCAUCUGCAACCAGGCCGUGUACAGCACCUCUUUUCCUGAGGACGUUCCCAUUAACAAGGGCAUUCUGAGAGUGGGUGCAACAGAUGCUGACUCAGGCUCCAGUGCUGAGAUCCAGUAUUCACUGUUUGGCAUUGGGGUUGAAGAUUUCUACAUGGAUGCAAACACUGGUGAGUUGCGUACAGCCAUUGUGAUGGACCGAGAAUUGGCCCCCAGUUACAAACUCAUCGCCCAGGCAACUGACGGGGGAGGCCUGUUCUGUCGCUCUGAUAUUUUUCUCAAAGUGUUAGAUGUGAAUGACAAUGCCCCCCUCUUCUCAUCCACUCAUUACCUGGCGAGCGUGUACGAGAAUGCUUCGCCUAAGGCUUUGCUCACCCGUCUACAAGCCAGCGACCCAGAUGAAGGUCUGAACCGUACAGUGCUGUAUUCUCUGGUGGACUCAGUGAAUGGGUUCUUCUCCAUCGACCCGGUAACUGGAGUAGUAGUUCUGGAGAAGUCUCUGGACAGAGAGAGCCGGGACUCCUAUCGUGUUCGUGUGCAGGCCACUGAUCGAGCUGGACAACAGGGGGCACUGUCCUCACAGGUUGAUUUGACCAUUUUAGUGCUGGAUGUGAAUGACAAUGCUCCAGUCUUCCAGAGAAGAGACUAUGCCGUAACUGUCCCCGAGGAUGUAGCCGUGGGAACCGAGGUGGUGCGAGUCCUGGCAACAAGCGCUGACAUCGGACCUAAUGCUGAGAUCACGUACAACAUCCGUUCGGGUAAUGAGUUAGGAAAGUUCACCAUAGACAGGAAAUGGGGUUCUAUUUCAGUGGCUGAUGAUUUGGACUUUGAGGUGUGUAAGGACUAUUACCUCACCAUCGAGGCCUGGGACAAUGGCAACCCUCCUCUUAGCACAGCUACAAUGGUAACCAUUGAACUUAUGGAUGUCAAUGACAACGCUCCAGCCUUCAGUCAGGACAUCUACAAUUUACUGGUCAGCGAGGAUGCAUCUGUUGGGCAGACAGUUACAAGGGUAGUGGCUGAAGAUCUGGAUAGCCAAGUGAAUGGGCGUAUCACCUACUCUAUCCUGAAAGGUGACCGAAACAACCACUUCUGGAUUGACCCUGUAGCAGGACUUCUCAAAGUCAACAAGAAGCUUGACAGAGAACUUGUGUCCAGGUACUCUUUGUCGGUACAGGCGUUUGACAGUGGCUCUCCUGCGAUGUCCUCCACAGUCACAAUCAACAUCGAUAUCUCUGACGUUAACGAUAACCCCCCAGUUUUCAAUCCUCCCAACUCCACGGUGGUCAUACAGCUAAACCAAGCUGCUGGCACCACCCUGCUCCAGUUAUCAGUCAGCGACAAAGACUCCCCUAAAAAUGGUCCUCCCUUUGAGUUUCGGAUCAAGUCAGGAAAUGAGGGAAACUUCUUCUCCUUGGACCAGACUGGGACUCUGAGGUCUAACCGUGUGUUUGGCCCUGAAGCCCCCAGAGAAUUCACUCUUGAAAUCCAGGCAACUGAUUCUGGCAAGCCUAGUCUCUCCUCCUCUUCCUGGGUAUUUCUGAGGGUCAUUGGGAACAGUCAGUACAAGCCGACUGUCUCCCCUCUGGAGAUCUUCAUCGUCAUGGUCACGGAUACCUUUCCAGGUGGCCCGAUCGGUCGGAUCUCUGCAACUGACCGUGACCUGAGUGACGUUUUGUCAUUCACCCAGAAGCCUCAGCCCAAGAGCAUGUUUAAGGUCAACAGACAGGAUGGCAGCAUUGUUGCGCUGCCAGGCCUGGAACCUGGCAGGUACCAGAUGAACGCUACAGUGAGCGAUGGACGUUUUGCUGUCAUAGCUGAUGUUUCCAUCCAGGUCGAACAGGUGACAGAUGUCAUGCUGCGUAGCGCUCUGACCUUACGUUUCAACUUGCUGUCCCCAGAGGACUUACUUAGUCGCUACCUUAGCCAAAUUAAGCUAACGUUACGGGGACUAGGCGGAUGGAAAUGGUCACCAGGGCAGCAGGAUCCUCUUCACAUACUCGGUGUACAGCCAGUGAUGGGGACAUCGGAUGUGGAUCUGCUUCUAGCCAUGGAGAGGCCAGAGACACCGGGCAGUGGACGCAUGGGUGUGUUCUACUCCCAGCAAGAGCUGUCUGCAAAGCUGGAGGAGGGGGCAGCACAGGGUCAGAUUCGUGGCGUGCUAGCUGGGGCUGUGGUGGUGAGCAGCGCUUGUUCUGGCGAGCUGGAGUGUGGGGAUAGAGUGUGUGAAAACACACUUGUGAUGGACGGGAGCUCGCCUGUCACCUACAGCACAGAGAGGGUCAGCUUGGUGUCGCCUACGUUCAGCCGCAAAGAGACCUGCACCUGUCCCGGAGGGACAUGCCCCACCCCUGUGGAGCUCUGUGAAGGUCAGUCCUGUCCAGCUGAUAUGCAGUGUGUGCGUUCUGGUCCUACUGCGCCAUCUGUCUGCCAGUGUCAGCCUGAGAGACUAGAUGACUGUGCAGGCCAGACCUCGCUGAGUUUCUCUGGAAACAGCUACAUCAAGUACAGAGUGACAGCAAGUGGCCAGAGUGGAGAGAUGAAGCUCGGCCUCAGGAUCAGAACACUUCAGAGAAGAGGAGUCAUUAUGUUCACACGGGUUAACCCCUGCACCAUGCUUAAGAUUGAAGGGGGUCGACUCUGGUUUCAGUUGGACUGUGACAACACCCUUGGCAUUAUGGGUAUCUCUGGCAGACCGAUAAAUGAUGGCCUGUGGCAUGCAGUUACUUUGGAGCUGACCAUGAACUACACUCUCCUGUCAUUGGAUGACAGCUAUGUGGAACGUCGCCGGGCGGCCAGAGCCCCGGUUCGUCUUUGGCCUUUGGCACCAGAUUCAUCAUUUUUCUUUGGGGCCCAAGUCAGGCCACUAAAUGGGCAAGGUGAGAAGCCAGGCCCUGGGUCAGCAAGAAGCCAGGGAGGGCCAGGGCUUGGAGAGCGUGGCGUAAGGGGCCCUCCAAGAGCUCAGGACGGCUUCCAGGGGUGCCUGGGCUCACUGAUGCUGAACGGAAAUGAGCUGCCGCUCCAGAAUAAAAGGAGCCGUUAUGCUGAGAUAGCAGGGCUCAGCGAGGUCAAACUGGGCUGCGUGCUUUAUCCAGAUCCAUGCGUCAGUCAGCCCUGCCUCAACGGAGCAAUCUGCAGUAGCCUUCCCUCUGGAGGUUUUAUGUGCACUUGCAGUGUUGGAUUCACUGGGGGGCGCUGUGAAAUUGAACUGACAUCCUGCAUGCCAAACCCCUGCCAGAAUGGUGGAGACUGCAAGCCUGUAGGCAGCGCAUUCCUCUGUGGCUGUCCUACUGGACUCGGGGGACUUACAUGUGACGGCGACGUCAACGAGUGUGACCAGGAAGCGUGCGGAAAUGGAGGAGAGUGCGUGAACACAUUCGGGUCAUUCUACUGUAACUGUUCAGAAGGGUACGAGGGUCAGCUGUGCGAUGAUCUGACGCCUGGUGAUCCUGGGGAUGACACACAGGCUGAGCCUCUGUCUUACGUCGGACCAGGAGAGAUAAUUGGCAUUGGGGUCCUUGCGUUUGUCAUCAUUUUCCUCCUCAUACUCUUCAUCGUCUUUAGGAAAAAAAUCAAAUUCAGGAAAGACUCAGAUCCAGGCCCCGGUAUUCAGACUGGGAUGGGCAUCUCGGCUAUCUCCACAGAAACUAGCUACAUGCUCCACAAGACUGGCAUGGGAGCAGAAGGGAUUGAGUUUAAAGCUGUUCGUGUAUCAGACUCACCAGCGACCACAAGCACCUAUGGUGAGGUGGGAGGCAGCAGUGUGGGCCCUCCCCAGGUCAUGGUGCGCCCGACUGCCCACUCCCCUCUACCAGGAGGACUCAGUGGUGACAGGACCACUUCCAGUGAAGGCAGUCAGAUUAGCAGCUUCCUCUCAGACAUGUCUAAUGUCCGAGGUAUGGCCAACAGGCGGGGCGUCGCAGUGUGCAGUGUGGCACCCAAUCUCCCUUCAGCAUCUGCUUGCCGCUCAGAGCAUAGCCCGGCCCACAAAGUGUCCUGGGAAGGCGAAGAAAUGAGGGAGAAAGAGCUGGAGAGGGCUAGAGAUGAGAGAGAGGAGGAGUGGGGGCAGAGAGCUUUUGAGCUGGAGAGAACACAGAGAGAUAACAGUCCACAGGACGUGUCGGAACUGGCGGACGGGCUGGGGUGUCUCUCAGACUCCACUUCUGAGGAGCACUCACUCAGCUCCUACACUUCAGAGUCCUUCGAUGACAACGCCUCCAUAGUGACAGUGAUACGUCUCGUCAAUGAUACUGUUGAUAACAUUGAAAGUGAAGUGUCAAACAUGGACAAAGAACAGCGGCGUAGCAGCCCUGCAUACCGCUGGGAGUCUUCCUGUCAGACUUCAAGCUGGGUGUCGCCAUCACGUCUGCGUCCACCUGAGGUAGGAUCCCAUUAUGAGCUUAAUGACACCCAGCAGAACAUCAGACGCGGAGGCAGCACGCGCUCUCUGCAGCUGGACUACAGGGUGAUGGGCUACAGCGCGGACAAAAGCCGUGAGAGGACACAUGAAACUGGGAGGAGGACCUUUCAGUGGGAGAGGAAUCAGUCUGGAGAGUGGGAGAGAAAACACACCCCGGACAGAAAAGAAAAGAGAAGGUACAAGGAGGAAGGAAGGAAUAUGAACAUUAGGACCAAGGACAUGGAGGGACACCAGGACCAUGGAGAUCAGCAGCAGCAGCUGCAGGACCAAGACAGCUGUGACGACAGCUCCUCGCCCGUGUAUGAAGAAUACCAAGAGUCCAGCCAUGAUCUGGAACAAAAUGAAGACACGGAGAGCCUUUAUGAUACUCUACCCCCAACUCGGCGAGCCUAUGAAGGAUAUCCGUCCAGUCCCCCAGGGCUAAACCUGCACCCAGCUCAACUUAUGCCCCCCCUCAGGGCUUGGGACUUACAGACAGAGGAAUGGAGGGGAUCACGGGAAGACCAUGGAGGGCUUGGCUCUAAUAGUCUGGCAGGUUCUGGGGAUGAGUUAGAAAGACUACUGAACCUGGUGUCACUGAGAGCCAGGAGAGCCACACGAAUAAACAGAGCCUCUACCAGAUCUGAACCUGCAGCAGGCUGGGAUGGGCUGAAAUGAGCUCACGCUCAAGACUCAUUAAAACAAACAGAUUUUCUGUUCCUUUGCAAAUCACAGAGUGGCGGUGAUCCUCUCUGGUUACAGUUCACAUUUAUAAUCUACUCGAACAUUGGUCCACCACCUAAAAAAAAUAAUAAUUGGACAAGAAUAUUAACAUACACACUUUUAUUAUCCGACAUUAUUAUCCUUGUGUAAACAAGCACUAAUCCACCACCAAUCCCCUGGCUCAUUUAUAAGCGGGAGGAAUAAGAGGAAAUAUACGUGUCUCUUCACAGCUUCACCUGUGCUGCGAUUGGCUCUGAAUCAGUGCUUUUACAUGUAUUAUUUAGACUCACUGAAGCAGAACAUUUGGAGCUUGUUUUAGAUCGCGUACCCCUGUAUGUGCAAAUUUUCAAAUCAUGUAUUUCGUUCAUCGCUGUGUCGGAUCGCACAUGUACUGGCACACAAUUAUUUUGUUAACUCAGCCGUGCAAUACUUAAUGCAUUUAUUAUUUUUUACUGACACGCGCUCAGGUUUGUUUUGCAGGGAGCUUUUCGCUCGCAUCCCACACAGAGACUGAGAGUAUUAAGAUUACCUGAGGUUGAUACCGGGACAUCUUUUACACAAUCAUUUAAUUUUCCUAUGUGGAUUUAUUUAUUUAUUCAUAUUUGUAGCUUUGCUUAUGAGUUUCUUCAUGAGCACAUGCGUUAUAGUUACCUGGCCUGUGUAGAUAUGAUUAAAUACAACACUAAGGAUAUAUUUUUUUAUUUACUCAAUCGGCUGUUCUAAGUGUGUAGAAGGACACAGAGCUACUUAUUAAAACACAUUAAUUUAAUCAAAAUGUACAUAAUGUCAUUUGAAUAUAUUGAAGCUUUAGCAGUGCUUCAGGGAGACUGAAGCCCGCUUUACACCUGGUGUUAACAUGUGAAAUGAAUUUCGGGGCAUUAUGUGCUGAACGGCUUAGAGAAUUGUGUGGACAUGCAACCGUGAAGUACAGAAUCACUCACCCAGGACAUGUGCUCAUGGUUGGCUCGCUGAUAACGCAGUGUAAAUGCUGCUGCAUUCCCAGUUCACACACAACAAAGGGAAUGCAAAUGAAAAUAAACUCCAUGUAACGAAGCUUCGAAACAGCGCUGUUCUCUGAGAAUAUUCCUAGUUGACUCCUUGUUGGCUAGGAGUAAUUACAGAUAAACAUAUUCAUAGUAGCUGUUCGGGUCAUUUGUGGAUUUUUAAAAAGGCACACCACGUGCACAAAAAUGCACACACCUCUUCCCAUGCACAAACUGGUAUUUGUAAAGGAAGAAUGUGUGGACCGUGUUCAUGCUUCAGACCGUGACAGACCAUCGUGAGGCAAGCCCGACAGAAUGGAGAGAAGAUGAAAAAUGAACCGAGACAGAAGUGAAGAAAAACAGCCAAUUUGGCUGAGCUUGCAUUCUCUGUUAUCAAUAUAUAUAUUUCCAGCUCAUAAACACAUCAUCAAUAACUUAGCCUCUGCACACCGCCACAGUGGAUUUUAAAUCAACCAGUCAACCUGUGAUUGAAGUGCAGACUUUAAGCUUUAGUUCAAGGGAUUUAACAAAAAUGUGCCAUUAAUAUUGUUUAGGAAUUACUGCCAUUUUUAUAGACAAUCGCCUAUGUAGUUGGGUGGUUGACUGACAAGCAGUUUUAUGGCCAGAUGAGACCUGUUUCCUGUUUAUUUCAUUCAGUUCUAGAUCUUUUAUCUCCCUGGAGAUGUUCUGUCAGAUCUUCAAAGAGUCACUGUGAUGGUGUACAGAAGCAAACACUGAAACAUUGUCCAAAUACUUAUGGACCUACAGUAAAUGUAUAUGUACAUUUACAAAUUUCACUGCACAUUGUUAUGUAUGCUAGACUUGAUCAGACCUCCUUUUCAUGUUCUGCUUGUUCUUUCUCUUCUUCGUCAUCUUUCUCUUAUUAUUGUUUUCGGUGUAAUAAUUGUGGGUGCUAGCUGUAUAUGAUGGCCUGCUUUCCUCCUGUGAUCUGAUGUACUUUUUGCCUCUUGUUUGCAGUCUCCAGUUUUUUUUUUUCUGUCUCUUUUUGUUUUUACUUCUGCCAGGAUCCUCUGCCCUGAACUUCUAGAGGUGAAAACUUUUUUUCUCCCAUCACUAGUUUCUCUUAUGUUCGUGAUUCCAGAACUGAGAUCACCAAAUACACAUUUUAAUUACUCCACUACUCAUAUUAGUGUCUCAGUCUCAGAUUUGGGGAAAUUGCACUUCUUCUUUGCUGUGUUUUUUUCAUUGUCAUGUCUAAUCACUGCUGGAUUUAUAUGCAAAUGAGGAAUAAGGGAGGAUUUACAUCCAUUCAUUAUGAAAGCUCUAAGUGGAAAUCACGCACAUGCGUAAAGUUUCGCUUUGAUUGAGAUUUAUAAAAGAGCACCAUGCGUAGGCACGGCUUUACAAAUAUGAGUAAAGGAUUAUAGAUUCACUCGUAAAUCUGCAUAAACUUUUAUGCAUCUGGCUCCUGUCAGAACUAAAGGCCACCUUCAUGUCAC
This is a messenger RNA of Oreochromis aureus, 16105 nucleotides long. RefSeq names its product protocadherin Fat 3. Gene Ontology annotation, biological process: homophilic cell-cell adhesion. Gene Ontology annotation, molecular function: calcium ion binding. Lineage: Eukaryota; Metazoa; Chordata; Actinopteri; Cichliformes; Cichlidae. Gene Ontology annotation, cellular component: plasma membrane; cell-cell junction. The record is from RefSeq and is a predicted model, not a curated record.